Molecule: messenger RNA, 2364 nt
Organism: Salvelinus namaycush (lake trout)
Lineage: Eukaryota; Metazoa; Chordata; Actinopteri; Salmoniformes; Salmonidae
Product: B-cell receptor CD22-like
Exons: 8
Coding region: 109-1428 (439 amino acids)
Source: RefSeq, a predicted model, not a curated record
UCAGAUAACACACAGCAGAGCAGUUUGUACUACGUUCUUGGAUCAAAGAUUGUAUUGAUUAUAUAUUUUCUGGAAUACAACUCUCUUUCCUACAGGGCUAAAGCCGCUAUGCACUGUCAAUACAUUCUACAGUUAUCUCUGUUAACUCUACUCUCCCUGCCAGGCACACACUUUUCAGGCACACAGACCUGGUCUGUUUGGUACCAUGACAGGGACAGGACUAACGUUAUCUGUGCAUCAAAAGGCUCAUCAGUGGUAUUUGCCUGUACGUACAGCUACCCAGAUACGAUGGAAGUUAGAAGAAAGAUAUGGUUCACUCCGAGAGGCAAAACAAAACAAGACGGCUCACAGCAAGGAGAUGGAGUGUUUAACACAUCUGGACUGACUAAUAAAACAAGAUACAGUGGAAGAACAGAGUUUUAUGACCAAGGCAAUAACUGCACACUGAAACUCAACAAUGUGACUGAAGAUGACAGUGGCAGAUUCUUCUUCAGAUUUGAGGCAAAUAAACAUAAGCAGGCCCCUCAGGGAUAUACAGGACCAUUGGGUGUGGCCCUGACAAUAUCAGUCUUAUCCCUAAAGUUAAAUGAAAAUGGCCCCGUUAAGGAGAGAGACCACGUCACCUUGGCCUGCACCUCCACCUGUAACCUUCCUCAAAUGGAGUUCCUCUGGUUUAAAGAUGGCUGCCCACUUCCUGGUGUCUCUGGUGUCCUCGGUGGGCAGUAUCCCCUAGGUCCACUUUCCUCUAAUGACACUGGGUGCUACUCCUGUGGUCUGGGGCAAGGCAUGUCUACACCAAUACUGCUGGAUGUGAGAUAUGCUCCAAGGAACGUUUCUGUUCAGGUCAGCCCGAGCCCCGAGGUAGUGAAAGGCAGUCGUCUGACUCUGACCUGCAACAAUAACGCCAACCCUGCAGCAGAGACCUACACCUGGUUUCAGAGGACAGGAACACUAACUUCACUAAGAUUAGGGAUGGGGAAAGAACACACCUUCAAAGAAAUAGAUUCUGAUGACAGUGGACUGUACUUCUGUAUGGCCCAGAAUGCCCUCGGAUCACAGAACUCUACAGAACUGGAGUUGAAAGUUAAAGAAUCAGCCCAUUUAAUGGUGUUCCUGGCAGCAUUUGGGGCUCUCUUCCUUGUCACAGCAGUGAUUGUGGUGCUCUACAUUUACAUAAAAAGACGGAAGUGGAACAGGGCCGAGAAGAAGCUUCCAACCAAACCAGUCCCCCAGUUACAGAAAGCAACCUUUUCUAGACCAGAGGACAUCUAUGAAAACAUGAGACGGUCAGCCAAGCCGAUCACUGAUCCUGAUGACAUGAAUUACACAGAGCUCAAUAUCAGGCCUGCUCCUUCACACAGGAGGCAGCUGAAUAACAAGGCAGAGGAUGAUGAUGCAGUUGUCUACAGCCAACUACAAACACAGUGAGGUGGUCAGAGAACUUUGAUAUCUAGACCUCAAGGCCUACAGUAUGGUAAACUCAAGAAAAGUGAAUGAAAAAAAGCAUGUUAAGUGACAUUUUUUAAUUAGCAAAAUACAUAGCUGUUAUACUGUAUGUGUAUGUACAAACAAUGUACAGUGUACAAUAUACAAAAUAAACAGUAAAAAAGUGGAUAAUUAUACAAAUACAAACAUAAAAUGAUUACAUGAGCACACAGGGUAUGCCAUUUAACAACAGAUUAUUAAAAAAUAAGCAUAUCAUAUUGCUCUGUAAUAUAUAAGAGCUAUGUAUAUUUCUCAUGAUUUCAACACCUGAAGAGAUGUAAUUUUGGCAGGUCGUUAUUUGUUAAUGUUAUUAUGCUAGAUUCUGUAUACUGUUAAUAUGUUAGGAUAAACAUUCCUUAUUAAAUAAUGAUAUGUCACUUACAGAUUGUUUGCAGAUUAAAGUGAAUAUAAACUUCAAUAAAUAAUGAGUUAUGAUUAAAUUAAUGAACUACGAAGGUCUCCCUGACAAAUUACAGCAGCCUUAAUGUACUGAAAUAUAACAAGAAUGUACUGAAAUAUAAAAGCAAGGAAAUGUAACACUUGAGAUUGAGAUUACACAGUGCUGGAUGAAAUUACCACCAUCUGUUGAUGUUAGACAUUACAUUUCACAGAUAACUUUCCGAAUCCUUAUUCUUUCUCAACUUGGACUGUCCUGGGAACUCUCCAAAAACAUUUAACUAAGACCCCCAACUCACAAUACUUCCUCCUUUCUACUUUGGCAUUUACAGGUUCCAUUCUUCAGAUACUAGGAUGUCACUUCCUGUUCAGUAACUCAGGCCUCUGUGGCAGGAUCUCCAAUGGGGGACAUUUUCCUGAUAAGAAAUCAUAGGUCAGGUUAGAAAUAAAACACAACUCAAUACAACUAGCCAUGGAAAUAUU